This is a messenger RNA of Glycine soja, 2582 nucleotides long. Its product is annotated as KH domain-containing protein HEN4-like. Gene Ontology annotation, biological process: regulation of gene expression. The transcript has 7 exons. Gene Ontology annotation, cellular component: cytoplasm; nucleus. Lineage: Eukaryota; Viridiplantae; Streptophyta; Magnoliopsida; Fabales; Fabaceae. Gene Ontology annotation, molecular function: mRNA binding. The record is from RefSeq and is a predicted model, not a curated record. Bases 170 to 2377 code for a protein of 735 amino acids.
GGUUGGUUAACCCUAGGUGCAGUACGCGCACGAUGCCCUUCUCCUCGGCGCAUUUUAGCAUAAGAAUUCAGAACACUGUUUUUUGACUUUCUUCAACCCUUGUUGCCUGUUGGAUAGCUUUACACAAUUUCGAAUUCCCACAGAGAGAGAGAGAGAGAGAGAAGAUAUUAUGGGAAGCAACUUUCUCUCUCCACCAGCUAAGCGCUCCGCACCCGACCCGUAUCCGUUUCCUCCAAACGGACCUUCAAAGCGCUCCAGGCAAUCCAAGCCUCCGCCUCCGCUGUCCGUGCCGCCCGGCCACGUGGCCUUCCGCCUCCUCUGCAACGCCUCCCGAAUCGGCGGCGUAAUCGGCAAGUCCGGCUCCGUCAUCAAAACUCUCCAGCAAUCCACGGGCGCCAAGAUCCGAAUCGAGGAUGCGCCACAGGAGUUGCCGGACCGCAUCAUCCUGGUAAUUGCUGACGCCGCACUCAGCGGCAAGAUUCUGCUGAGAAACGAAGAGGUCAUUGAGGUGUCGAAGGCGCAGGAAGCGCUGCUGAAGGUGUUCGAUAGGAUCCUCGAAGUGGCGGCGGAGACCGAAGGCGUCGACGUUGGGGACAGGGUGAUGUCUUGCCGGCUCGUGGCGGACGCGGCGCAGGCCGGCUCUGUCAUCGGCAAGGGAGGGAAGGUGGUGGAGAGGAUCAAGAAGGAAACCGGGUGUAAAAUUAGGGUAUUAACUGAUGAUUUGCCACUUUGUGCCUCCGCUUCCGAUGAAAUCAUUGAGAUAGAAGGCAGAGUGUCAUCCGUAAAGAAGGCACUUGUUGCGGUCUCCCAACGUCUUCAAGAUUGUCAUCCUGUUGAUAGAACAAAGAUGAUGGGGAGCAAACCUUAUGAAAUAGUUCAGUAUGAAGCUUUAGAUGCACUUCCUCGUGCAACUUCAACUGCAGCUCCACGUGUGACUUUAACUGCAGCUCCGCGUGGGACUUUAACUGCUGUACAACAUGAGACUGUAGAUCAUCUUUUGCUGAGGAGCUCUGCACUGUCUACUUUAUCCAGUUCCUCUAACAGCUAUGCCACCAGAAUUCAUUCACUGCCAACAGAAGUUAAUAGAGUCUCAUCCUUGGAACCAAAAGCACUUAAGCAGGAAGUCACCUUCAGAAUACUUUGUUCAAAUGAUAGAGUUGGAGGAGUUAUUGGAAAGGGAGGCAAUAUUGUUAGAGCUCUUCAGAGUGAGACAGGGGCUACAAUAAGUAUUGGUCCUGCAGUAGCUGAGUGCGAGGAUCGAUUAAUUACUAUUGCUGCUUCAGAGAAUCCUGAGUCAAGAUAUUCCCCUGCACAAAAGGCUGCUGUGCUUGUUUUCUCCAGGUCCAUUGAGGUUGGUUUUGAGAAGGGGCUAGACUCUGGAUUAAAUAAGGGGUCAAUUGUUACUGUACGUCUCGUAGUCCCAUCAAGCCAAGUUGGUUGUUUGAUAGGAAAAGGUGGAGUAAUAGUUUCAGAAAUGCGAAAGGCAACUGGGGCUAACAUAAGAAUAAUUGGGACUGAUCAGGUGCCAAAAUGUGCAUCAGAUAAUGAUCAAGUCGUACAGAUAUCAGGAGAGUUUUCAAGUGUGCAAGAUGCAUUAUAUAAUGCAAUGGGUAGACUGCGAGAUAAUCUUUUUGUCAGCACACAGAAUAGUGCUGGAACAAGGAGCCUUUCUUCUCUACGAGUUGAUACCAGUCCCUAUGGGAGACAGCAGGAUGUUGUUCCUCUUGGAAGUCAACUGCCCCCAGCCACUUCUCAUAGUCUGAGUAGACAUACUUUUGCUCAAGGCAUUGAUCAUCUUGGUCUUUCUAGAAAUUUAGAUCAUCCUUCUUCACCAGGGUUAUGGACUAGAAAUUUAGACCGUCCUUCUUCACCAGGGUUAUGGACUAGAAAUUUAGACCGUCCUUCUUCACCAGGGUUAUGGACUAGAAAUUUAGAUCGUCCUUCUUCACCGGGGUUAUGGACUAGAAAUUUAGAUCGUCCUUCUUCACCGGGGUUAUGGACUAGAAAUUUAGAUCGUCCUUCUUCACCAGGGUUAUGGGCGCCACCAACAGUGGCUGGGAUAAAUUCCAGAGGCAUUAAUGAUUUUAGUUUGGGAUUGACAUCUCGAAAAGGCGGCUUAGAACUUGUGAGUGGAAGUAAAUCUGCUAUCGUGACUAAUACGAUUGUAGAAAUUGUGGUUCCUGAUGAUACUAUUGACUGUGUAUACGGGGAAAAUGGUAGCAAUUUGGCUCGUCUAAGACAGAUAUCGGGUGCCAAUGUUGUUGUCCAUGAGCCUCGUCCCGGAACAAGUGACAGGAUUAUUGUCAUAUCCGGUACACCAGAUGAAACCCAAGCAGCGCAGAGCCUCCUCCAAGCAUUUAUUCUUAGUGGCUCAUGACAUAUCUCCUUUCCAAUUGCCCAUUAUUUAGUUUUGUUCACUGUAUUGUUUUUCUGUUUUCCUUUUUCUCUCCACCCGAAAUCAUGUAACAUCUAGCCUUGUAUUAUUCCCAAACAGUAGGUGUAGUAAUUUAAAAUGAAUAACUUGAUUCUUUAGUGCAUACCAAAGUAAGUAAGCUUUUCAUUAUUAAAAAAAAAAAAAAAAA